AUGAAUGUAUCUUCCACCUCCGAUAUUGAAAUAACCUUCUGGUGCACUUGGGCCUUGACUAUCACUCAUGAGGCAUGUGAAUAUACUGAACAGAAAUUCAUUGCUGAGAAAACAGGAGGAGACCCAGUCAUACCUUCUCCUAAGCUAGACACCGAUCUGGUGAUGGCUUGUGAUCAAUUGGUGGAUUGCCUCAUAAAGGCAUAUAACAAUCCCAUUCGGAUGCAGAUUGAUAUUGUAAGAUACAGCAAAAUGAUCUCCCCGAAGGACACUGGACAUAAUGAAGAAAGAGAGGCAAAGUUGCUUGAGAGGUGUCCUCCUGGCCAUGAAGGUACAAAGUUGGUUGACAUACCCGCCACAGUUCUCGAUGCUACUGGUGCCAUCAUUGCGUGGUACCUACCGGAUGCCCUGACGGAAACCACCCAGAAGGAAAUUCUGGCAGCCUCCGAGUUGCUCAGUCCGAGCCUUGCAAAAAGUGUAAAGGUUGAUGGGAGUUGGCGAACUAAUCAGGAUUGGUUCAAACCAAGCUCGGAAAAUGAUGGCAUAUCUCCUGGAUGCAUCAAUCUAUCUCUGGCUUGGUUUCAACAGAGGCACGAGAAUCUGUCGGACCUGGCGGUAUCUGCCUCAUUGAAGGGACCAUUCUCCAAGAAUAUUCUCAAAGCCAUUGCCAGGCCGGCAGCCAUCGCAUCAGCCGCACUCAGGGUGAUGCAUCCUGAGCAGUACUGGGCAGGGAUACAAGCCUUUUUAAGCCUCGGACAAUCAGCUGAAAGGAAGAAUCUUCCGAGGAUGUCAGAGACCCUCCAGUACUGGGCAUCUGUGUUUAACACCCUCACUGUCAUUUCCAAUUGGCAAACCCCCAAUCAUCGAGAUCACAUAUCCAUUCCUGAAUGCUUUGAUAUUCUCACCACCAUGGGUAAUUAUUUGAAUGCUCACAUGAACCUCCAUUCCAUGGCAAUGAGUAUUUGCGAUAGGGUCGGACGCAUCAAGGUUCUUGAGGAUCUUGUUGCCAAGCAGGGCAGACAUAUCAAUACCCUCAGCAGGCUCCAUGAGAGCCUUCGAUGCAAAACCAUGGAACACCAUCCCUUAUUUCCCCUUCCCACUACUCCGGCAAUUGCAAUGUCUUUGUUGCUUGAUCAAUCCAUCACUGGAACAAUGUCACCCUCCCAAUCCACACUCCCUCCUCUCAUCAAUCUUUCAAUCGCAGUGAUGGAGCCCACACCCUCGAAAAUUGAGGAUCCCUCUGCCAUCGACAGUCUCACAUUUGAGCCGAGCCAAGUUCAACCAGCCCCAGACCCAUCACCUACUCCCCCAACUGCCAGAGACAUUUUGGUGCUGGAUGAUCCACACAACCUUGUCCCGGAAUACGAUUCUGCUGAUGACAUGGAUGUUGAGGUCAAGGUUGAAGUUGAAGGUGGUGAUGAGGGUCAUCUGGGCAAGGUUGAAAUGUCUACAUAA
Suillus paluster is the source of this 1452-nucleotide messenger RNA. RefSeq lists its product as uncharacterized. NCBI's taxonomy places the organism in Eukaryota, Fungi, Basidiomycota, Agaricomycetes, Boletales, Suillaceae. The coding region runs from base 1 to 1452 and encodes 483 amino acids. The transcript has 5 exons. The record is from RefSeq and is a predicted model, not a curated record.